CUUUCCCUGCGAACGUCGGGCCCGUCCUGUCCUCGGAGCUUGGAAUCUCACAGCGCUCGGAGCCCGACCCCUCAGCCUUCCAGGCCCCCGACCCCCGGCGACGCUGAGCCAUGGCCUCCAUGGGGCUGCAGGUGAUGGGCGUCGCGCUGGCCGUGCUGGGCUGGCUGGGCGUCAUGCUGAGCUGCGCGCUGCCCAUGUGGCGCGUGACGGCCUUCAUUGGCAGCAACAUCGUCACGUCGCAGACCAUCUGGGAGGGCCUGUGGAUGAACUGCGUGGUGCAGAGCACCGGCCAGAUGCAGUGCAAGGUGUACGACUCGCUGCUGGCGCUGCCGCAGGACCUGCAGGCCGCCCGCGCGCUCAUGGUCAUUGGCAUCGUCGUGGCCGCGCUGGGCGUGCUGCUCUCCGUGGUAGGCGGCAAGUGCACCAACUGCGUGGAAGACGAGAGCGCCAAGGCCAAGACCAUGAUCACGGCGGGCGUGGUGUUCCUGCUGGCCGGCCUGCUGGUGAUGGUGCCGGUGUCCUGGACGGCCCACAAUGUUAUCCGCGACUUCUACAACCCACUGGUGGCCUCUGGGCAGAAGAGGGAGAUGGGAGCCUCACUCUACGUGGGCUGGGCCGCCUCAGGCCUGCUGCUGCUUGGGGGGGGCCUGCUCUGCUGCAACUGCCCGCCCCGCACUGACAAGCCCUACUCGGCCAAGUAUUCUGCCGCCCGCUCCGCCCCGGCCAGCAACUACGUGUAAGGUGCCGCCGCUCAGCUCAACUCUGUCCCUUCUGGCUUUGCUUCUCCCCGGACCGAGCUCAGUGCAGCCUGUGACCCCAGGAUGGCCCUGCCACG
Messenger RNA from Carlito syrichta (Philippine tarsier), 835 nucleotides. RefSeq names its product claudin 4 (gene CLDN4). NCBI's taxonomy places the organism in Eukaryota, Metazoa, Chordata, Mammalia, Primates, Tarsiidae. The transcript has a single exon. The coding region runs from base 111 to 740 and encodes 209 amino acids. Gene Ontology annotation, biological process: cell adhesion; bicellular tight junction assembly. Gene Ontology annotation, molecular function: structural molecule activity. Gene Ontology annotation, cellular component: bicellular tight junction; plasma membrane. The record is from RefSeq and is a predicted model, not a curated record.